CUCUUCCUCCUUCUCGUCACAUUGUCCAACAUGGCGGUGUCCAUGCUCGGCCGCUGCUGUUGUGUUUCCCGACACGCGUCCCGCCGCCUCCUGAGACGAGCGCGUCUCCUUCUCCCACCCGGAUCCAGGUUUGGCGGCUCCGCCGCUGCGUCCCGCGGGCUGCUCCUCUCGCUCCAUCAGCGCGGAGUUCUGAAGGAUUCCUUCCCACAGAGCGCAGCGCAGGACCAGCUUCCCAAGCUGCUCCAGUCCGCUCCUCAGACUGUGUACUGCGGCUUCGACCCCACGGCCGGCAGUCUCCACGUGGGCAACCUGCUCGCCGUUAUCGGCCUGCUGCACUUCCGGAGCGCCGGGCACAACGUCGUGGCGCUGCUCGGAGGGGCCACGGCGCAGAUCGGGGACCCGAGCGGGAAAACGAGCGAGCGCGAGCGGCUGUCCGCGGAUGUGGUGGAGGAGAACACGCGCGGCAUCCGGGAGAGCAUUCAGAGGAUUCUCGUCAACCACGAGGUGCUUUUCCACGACCGCUCGAGGCCGCUGGGCACGGCGAGCGUGCUGAACAACCGGAGCUGGUAUAAGAGCUGGGGGGUGGUGGACUUUCUGUCGGAGACCGGCAGGCACUUCCGGAUGGGGACCAUGCUGAGCCGCCACAGCGUGCAGUCCCGGCUGAGGAGCGCAGACGGUAUGAGCCUGACAGAGUUCACCUACCAGGUGUUCCAAGCUUAUGACUUCUACCACCUCCACCAAAUAUACGGCUGCAGGAUUCAGCUUGGAGGCACCGACCAGCUGGGCAAUUUGAUGUCCGGACAUGAGUACAUUCACAAAGUAAGUGGUGAGGAGGUGUAUGGCCUGACCAUCCCGCUGGUGACCAGCACCACCGGCGACAAGCUGGGGAAAACCGCCGGCAAUGCGGUGUGGCUCAACAGAGACAAGACGUCCCCCUUCGAGCUCUACCAGUUCUUCCUCCGACAGCCAGAUGCCAGCGUGGAGCGAUACUUAAAGCUGUUUACCUUCUUGCCGCUGGGAGAGGUGGAGAAGCUGAUGGAGCAGCAGAGGGAGGAUCCAGGCAAACGCCUCGCCCACAAACGACUGGCCGCAGAGGUCACCAAGCUGGUGCACGGAAAGGAAGGCCUCGAGAGUGCCAAGAGAUGUACCAAUGCCUUAUAUCACAGCAGCAUUCAGGCGUUGGAGCAAAUGAGUGACGAGGAGCUUCAGGAACUCUUCAGGGAGGCUCCUUUCCAAGAAAUGUUUUUGGAGCCGGGGACCACGGUGCUAGACGCCUGCCGAAAGGCCAGCGCCAUCCCUGAAGGGCCCAGAGGGUAUCGAAUGAUUUCAGAAGGAGGAGUAUGGAUCAACCACAAAAUGGAAGACAAACCGGAGCAGGUCCUCAUCCCCAACAUCCACAUACUGUCUAAUGGACUCACCCUGCUCAGAGUGGGCAAGAAAAACUUUCACAUCAUCAAGUGGCUCAGCCUCUGAGGCUGCCUCAUUGACUCACAGGGAAGGUAGGAGGAAAACCUUGAGAAGAGUCUGUGGGAGAUGCUGAUGGACUGAUAAAUGGCUGGUCAUUUAGUGUUAUAUAUACAUACAUAUGUAGACGUGCUGUUUAUCUAAAGAUUUGCUAUUAAAACAACAUUUGGUAAAAAGGUCUUUUUCUGUUGACUUAUCUCUACAACAGACUUUUGGAGCAGUGAACACUAGAGGGCGACAUUGCCUGUGUGGCCGUCCACAGAGAACCUAACGAGCCAUUUGUCCCACUGUAAGCUUUCAAGUAAACAGCUGCUCACCGCUAAACUAAAUUGUAUCAUUUCUCAAAAAAAGCUCACAGUCCUAGUUGAAGCAAAUUACUGUUUUAAAAAAUUGUUUAAUUAUGGUGCAUUUGUUUUGUUGCAGUUUAAUUUUUUUUCACCUUUUUACUUCUGUAGAGUGUAACACAACUUACACACAUUGGGAGACAACAAUCUCAUGUUGGGGGAAAGACGGUUUAUGAUGCAGUUUGAGUUCAAAAAUAAGUUUUACUUAAAUACUAUUUAUGUAAGUUUUUUUUCCCUGUUCUUGCUUGUAUGCAAGAAUUGCAUAAAAGCAAUUUUUGCUUUUAUGCAAAUUAGAUUGUUUUUUAUAUAUAUAUUUCUGUUUUUGGUAUUUGUUUUAGCUGAUUAUAAUUUAAAUUUUACAUUCACCAAUAUUUAAUAAUGCAUUUAUCAAGUGCUUUUAAAGUGUUUUGCUGGCAAAAAACAAAAGAAAUGGCAAGAAUACACACACAAUUAAAGAACAAAGAUACUAUAAAAUAUGUGGUUUUCUGUGCAUCAUGUGUAGCAUUUUAUCAUAUAUAAAAUGCAACCCAGAUCUAAUAACUGUACCAUGAUCAUGGAAUACAUGUUUUUCUUUUUUUGUUUUGGUACAAAUUUGAAACCAACAGCUACAGGCUUAUAGUUAAUAAACCUGUAGCAUUCAAGGUCAUUCAAAUAACAUCAAAAAUAGAACCAAGUGCCUACAACACAGCUUUCUGUCUCAAGCUGGAAAACCUGCAAGUUUUAGCAAUUACCAAAGAAGUAAAGUCAGCUGUCAAAACUCAAAGCUCACUGUUUUUUUUUGUUGUUGUUGUUGUUUUUUUAAAUUGAAACAUUAAAUUUAAUUUUGUAGCGUA
This is a messenger RNA of Poeciliopsis prolifica (blackstripe livebearer), 2641 nucleotides long. It is a transcript of the gene yars2, whose product is annotated as tyrosyl-tRNA synthetase 2, mitochondrial. The coding region runs from base 31 to 1473 and encodes 480 amino acids. Gene Ontology annotation, biological process: tyrosyl-tRNA aminoacylation. The record is from RefSeq and is a predicted model, not a curated record. Gene Ontology annotation, cellular component: cytosol; mitochondrion. Lineage: Eukaryota; Metazoa; Chordata; Actinopteri; Cyprinodontiformes; Poeciliidae. The transcript has 5 exons. Gene Ontology annotation, molecular function: ATP binding; RNA binding; tyrosine-tRNA ligase activity.